Acipenser ruthenus (sterlet) is the source of this 7704-nucleotide messenger RNA. Its product is annotated as tight junction-associated protein 1-like. Gene Ontology annotation, biological process: Golgi organization. Lineage: Eukaryota; Metazoa; Chordata; Actinopteri; Acipenseriformes; Acipenseridae. Bases 572 to 2602 code for a protein of 676 amino acids. Gene Ontology annotation, cellular component: trans-Golgi network. The record is from RefSeq and is a predicted model, not a curated record. The transcript has 10 exons.
UAAAAAUAAAUGCCAGGACGGUCCGUGUGUGGGGAUUCCUGAGGAUUACCCGUCGUGCCCCGCGGGAAGAAGAUGGCGGAGGAGGAGGAGGGAAGGAGAUAAACUUUAUCCCAGAGAAAACAGCCGAAACUGGGAUAGCAAGCUGUGUGGGUGCUUUGGACAGCUAGAGGACGUGGCAGACUGGUCGAGUAGCGUUAGCUUCUAUCUUCGCGGUAGCUGGAGACAGGACAGGCAGACCAGCGGAGGAGGCAACAGUGUCCGGGGAAAGAAAGAAAUGAGACAAUUGGAUAAACUUUAUAUUCCCGGACAGAGUUAAUAUAUACUGGAAUAUUAUUACUAAGCAGGCACCUUGUGGAAACGAGAAGGUUAUCAAUAGCCUUGAAGUCAUUUGCCAGGAGCUGCAGAAUGUAGAGCUUAUAGGAUUGAGUUUCAUACCAGCUACCGACAGAGAGGGAUGCUUGAGCGCUCAGCAACAAGCAGAGCUCCUUUGUGGAAAACCAGUGAAUGAAGACAUAGCUGUGUGAUCAUCAGUUUCAGGUUGCAGUGUGGGACCAAAGGACAGCGUCUGAGGAUGACUAGCGCAGCUCCCGUGAGGAAGCCCUACCGCAAGGCACCGCCUCAGCACCGAGAGAUCCGGCAUGACCUGCCGGUGUUCAGAGACGAGCUGGACGGGGCAAUGGCCAUGCCGACAGCAGAGCCGUGCCAGGAAUCCCUUUCCGAUACGGACAGGAUCAAGGUCCUGCAGCAGCAGAAUGAGGACCUGCGACGAAGGCUCACCUACACCACCCACAAGAUGGAGGCGAUGGAGACAGAGUUCGAAUCCAGCCAGCACUACAUGGAGGCAGAGAUGGGAAGGACCAAGGACGAGCUGGAAAAGAUGAAGGAUAAGUUCCGCAGAUUGCAGAACAGUUACACAGCAUCCCAGAGAACCAACCAGGACUUGGAGGACAAACUUCAUGCACUGCUCAGAAGGGUGGAAAACGAUAAGAAAACCAUGGACCGGGAGAUUGUGGAGCUCACAAAUAAACUGUUGGAUGCUAAGAAUACCAUCGAUAAACUGGAAGAACUAAAUGAGCGCUAUCGGCAGGACUGUAACUUGGCCGUGCAGCUGUUGAAGUGCAAUAAAUCUCAUUUUAGGAACCACAAGUUUGCUGAUCUUCCUUAUGAAUUACAAGACAUGGUUAACAAGCACAUGAAGAUCAGUCCCCCUGAUUCAGGGCAAGUCCAGCAAGAUUUGUCCCCAAGCCUGGCUCCUACUGACGUGGUACCCACAUCAGUGAUUGCCCGGGUGCUGGAGAAGCCGGAGCCUUUGGUGCUGAACUCUGCCCAGUCGAGCAGCAGCGCAGGGCGCCCCGUGGCGGAGGAUGUUUUUGUGCACGUGGACAUGACCGGACAGCAGGCCGACAGGAACGGGCAGGGUCGGGACAGCAGUGGGCAGGGUUUGGCGAGAGGAGCCCACCAGCAGCAACAGAACGGGAUGUGUGGCCGGCAGGGCAGUGUAGAGAGCCUGGCAGGAGAGGAAGGAGGGAACGGAGGAGUGGUGCCCUCUUUUGAGAAGCUGAACCCGUACCCCACCCCCCCGCCCCCCCACCCUCUCUACCCAGGUCGCAAGGUCAUUGAGUUCUCCACCGACGACAAGGUGAAGAUCCCAAAGAACAGCCCGCUGCCAAACUGUACCUACGCCACCCGGCAGGCCAUCUCCCUCAGCCUGGUGCAAGGAGACGAUGAAGAGGAGCGGCAGAGAACGAUGCCCAACAGCCCUGCUGUGUCCGAGGGAGGCUGGCGGUCGGGGGCUUCUUCUUCCUCUGGCGCCGGUGGAGGUUGUGGCAGUCGCUGCCCUCCACAGCAGGACAUGACUGACCUCCGCUCCACCCAGUCCAGCCCAUUCAGCAGCCCACCACAGGCCCCCAGCGCCCUUGCCAGCUCGGCCAGCUCGGAGGAGGACAUCCUGUCCAACUGGCAGCGCAUGUUUGUGGAGAAGAUGGCUCCCAGUUCUAAGGGCACUCUGGUCAACCGCACCUCCUUCAGCAGCGAGACUGCCAAUGAGCUGCAGAGGAGCUUCCAGGGUAAGACUGUGCCUGGAGGUAGGAGGGGAAGGGGGGAGCAGCGGGGCGCCUACUCUGAUGGGGAAGAGUCGUCGGCACACAGCUGGACUGUCAGUCGUGAGUCCAGUCUGGACACAGAUAACAGCGUUGCAGAGUGCCGGGUCAAGAAGGGCCACUACAACACUGACUGCUCCCAUGAGGAGAGCGAGAGGCUCCUGAUGGCUGUAGACACUCAGGAUGAUGGUGGCAGCGUUGACACCACCAUUGCUACCACCCCCAUGACCAAGACGAGCCCUGUGGUGAAGACGAAGGAGUAUGUGGACAUAGGGUCUGCUGGGAGCUCCGGAGAGGAGCAGGAUAUUCUGCCACAGGAGUUGACAAUGAUCGCUCCAAGGGCUUUCCCCAGCUUGGAGGAGUUUGGAGAGAAGCCACCUCUACACCAUAUCACCACAACCUCCUCCAGGCCCCAGAAGAGCCCCAAACGGAUGGGGGUCCAUCACCUGCACCGCAAGGACAGCCUGACCCGGGCACAGGAGCAUGGAAACCUUCUUGAUUAAACAGGGUUAGGGAACAAGAGGAGACGCUGAACAGCAGAUACUCUCUUGGCACCCCUUAGUUUAUGAAUGAGACAGUCAGUCAGACCAGUUGUGGAUGAGGAGAGGCUGUCAGCAGAAGCAUGUUGUCUAUGUAUUGCCUGUCUAGAACAGCCACAUGUGGAUUGAUAAAUGUGGCUUUUGUAAGCAGGCUUUUCCCCAUCAAUAAGUUAAAUGCUUUGAGAGCAUGUCUAGACAGCACAGGUAGCUAUUAUAAAAAGGUGGACUUUAGCUUUUUGGUGCAAGAUAUAUAUAAUAUUACAUUACACACAUACAUACAUGCCUCAGUACUGUACAGGGUUAGAUAUCUGACUUCUUUAAACAAACUUGAGGUGCUUUGAAACUCCACACGAUUUUAGAGGCAUGCCUCACAAUCUUUCGCAAUGCACUGUGCAUUCAGCAUUGUGCUCUAUUGGGGUGUGUUGGACCCUAAUUGUUGUGAUCCAGGGUAUCCCGUUGUGCAGAAUGAAAUUGCCCUAUGCAUAGUAUUUAAAAGCAACCAAGGCAGAUGCUUUCUCUUUCUUGGUUAACAGUUGCCCGCGGGCACUUGAGGGAGUAACUGGUGGGCUGCUGGAUAGCAUAUGGGACUUGCAGACGUCUGAGAUGUUCCUAGACCACCCGAGACUGUCCACCUGGUGUUAACAGCAGCGUCUCUGGAGUUGCUGUUGCAGGAUCUUGCUGCCGUUUACAGUAUAAUUUCAGCGGACCCUUUUAUUCACUUGCAGUGCCUGUCCGCUUGAUACGGGGUAUGAUAUAAUUUAAAAAGAUUCAGUGUCCCUUGAAGGAUCACGUUUUAAUAUGAACUUUAGCUGUGUAUAUGUUUCUUUAAAAAGUAGGGAAUACAGUAUGUGGCCACUGAAGUAUAAUAGCAAGCAAAUGAGGCAUAGUUUAUUGUAAAGGCUCCCUCUCAAUCUUCUAAAGUUUACCAGUGCACUUUCAGUUUUUAGUGAUUGCAGGUUUGAACUUGUGUGUGAAUUUGCGUUUUGAGGUCUGGUUAUCUAUUUCUGCAUACUGUAUGUAGGGACAGUUUUCAUCUUUUGUCUUGUGUGAAAAUACUGCAAACAAAGCUGUACAGACUGAAAAUAGACAUUCAGGACAUGUGACUGUCUGUCUUCAUCACAGCAGUGUUUUGUAGGUGUGCAGAAAAAAAAAAGUAUUUUUAUAUUUCACUUUUUUCUAGUACAGCUCAUUUUACUGACAAAGAUCAGAACCCAGGUGUUAAUCCCGAUGUUCUCUGUCCGCAUUGUUUAUAAUCUGAUCUGAAUUUGCAAAAGCUUUGUACGCUGCUAAAGCACUUCAUACCUAAAAUCAGCAAACAUAUUAUAGCAGCUUGAUUUACAAAGGGGCAGUCACAUGUAAGCCUAUUGAUUUCCUAUAGGCUUGCUUACGCAUGUCUCUGAAAAUUAAAUCACAUAGUUUUUCCAUUUUGUAAUCUGUGUUAAAUUGUAACAGAAGUAACUAACUGGUGUUUUACCCAUGUGAGAUAUUAGUAAAUAUAGACGAACACAAGUGACUGGUAUCUUAGUGCCAGCUAACAUGGGAUCACAGUUGUCCUGGUAAACUUUGCCCUCCGUAGAACAGGGUCUUUAUCCAACCAAGUAUGUAGUUGUGCAAAUACUUAUCCUUGUUUGUUAAUUUGAAUGACCAACAGUAUAAUGCUGUACCAUUUUAGAAUACAAAUAUACAAGAACUCUUAAAUCAUACAGUAGUGUACUUUGAUCAGACUGAUCCACAACAGUACGUGACCCUUUUAAUAGAGAAACUGCCCAGAUGUCUUGUGGUGGGUGCUUUGGAGUGAGUUGAUCCUUUCACAGACAUUGGAUUUAAAACAUCUAGUUGUUUCUCCAAGCCCAGAGAAAAAGUCAUUAAUGGCGGGUAUCACAGACCCAUCAUCAGUUCUGAUCUUGGACUACCUUACCUAAGAUAACGUUUGGUAGUCCAAGAUUGCUAAUCCGGGUCUGUGGAACCAGCCACCAGAGACCCGGGUUCAACCCCCACUGUCAGCCUAGUCCGUUUGCUUCACACUAUCACACUGCAGGUCUUUGACAUGCACUGCUAUUUUCUUUCAGUGUUGACAAAAAAUAAAAUAAAAUAAUAAUCCUCUUUACCAAUUCUGAAAACAUGCCGUGUAAUUUGAAAGAGGUGAUAGAACUGCUACUUGAAAGACUGCUUGAGCAGCCCAGCAGUUCAUUUAUACCAAUUGUUGGCUCAGGGGUAAGUCAGUGUCUUUGCAGAAGUGCAUUUUUUUUUUUUUUCUGAAUUCACAUGUCAUCUGUUUAUUUACCUGAUCAGGAAUGUAAUCUUUAUUUUGUAGCGUUGAUCUGACAUACGUUUGAUGUUAUACUUGUUGUUUUUCCUUGUAUUUAUUUUUUUAUUUAGCGUUAAGAUUUCGUCAUGAUGUUUACUGUGCAUUGAUUUGCGUUAAGUCCAUCAAUGAGAUAUUCAGAGCAGUCUUGACUUCCAGAGUAAAUGUACUCCAGAUAGUGAAUUUAUUACUUUGUGUUGAGCAAAAUCAUAACCACUCCCCAAUGAAAAACAAGACUACACAUUUGUUCAAUAUAAAUUAAAUGUUGGUGUUGCACUUAAAAUAAUGGAGCAGCUUUUGUGGGUAAAUGGUUAGGUUUAGUAUCACCACUGUACAGUGGUAUCAGCUUAACCACAGUUCCCCAUUCCUGUUAGUGCAACACACCAUAAAAUGUGCAUGGUAGGGAAGCAUUCCUGUAAUUAAGGGUGGUCAAUUGUCUUCACCAUUUUAAGCAUUUUUAACCCACACCACAUCUCAAAAUGUAACAGAUGCAACAUUAGGAGCAAAUGUUAAUGCAGUAUUUCAGAUGUGUUGUCUGUAUGAGAAUUAGCAAGGUGCUAUAAGUUGUAGUUUCUGGAAUUCAGUUUUUGAAAAUGAGGAAGUUGUAUUUUUGGUUUAUUACGUAGAGCAGGCUGGGAUAAUGAAGAAGCGGGGGUUAUGAAGUAACAUUUCCGUGUCUUGAUUCAAAUACAUGAUAGGGAAAUUGCCUAGAGAACCUCAGUUCUCAUACCAUGAUCUGUUUAAAACACCUCCAUACUUACUCUGUGUAUAUAGUCUGCUCGCGUAAUGUGAAGAGUGUUGGCCAUUUUUAACACAUCAGUGACAAUAUGGCAUUGCAGGCAGCAAGUAAAAAUUUUAAAGCAAUGCUCCCUUCUUUAUAUGGUGUGAGUCAUAAUGUACUGUAUGAAUGACAUUACAUUCUACAUAGGUCUUCACCAUCUGCUAUUACAGCUCUCCUCGUCUUUAAUUAUUCAAAGAAAUUGGCUUCAGCGUGACAGGACAGUUGUUAGGUCAAGAAUAUGAGACAGUUGGGGCAGUCUGAUGUGCGAUAUUGUGAAUUUCCAUUUCAUUAUACAAAAAGGAGCUUCUUAUUCUUAUUGUCAUCAAUUAAUAAACAGAACUGUCUCCCCAAAAUAAAUAAUGCAUUCCCUUUAUUACUUUCUAAAAUAUGCUGCCUACUCCCUUAAAGCCAAAAACAGACAUUUGUCAGUGUUACACAUGUGGAAACAUCGGUAUGAAUAUUUCAUUGUGUUCUGUGAUGUUCUGAAGGUGCACUUUUCACUAGCUUUCAUGGGAAAAUGUGAUUACUCAUCUUUCUCGUGCACAUCGGCUCUUAAGUUAUGAGGCAGAUUCAAGAUGCUUUCUCCACAUCUUCUUUAACUUUCAUGUAGACUCAAGGUCUCCACACGCCGGACGCGAUGCAGUUUGUCCUGUGAUUUAAAAUGGUACUUUCGCUGCAACACUACCUUUCAUGCCAGUGGCUACAGGCGCAUGGAUGUGAUAGUUGACUCUCCUCUGAUUUGUAUCAUCAGCUGGAACACAAUCACAUGUAUGAUAGUCCCUUUAUACAGCUAAUAAAAUGGCUUUUUAGAAUACUUAUUUCAGUAAAGGUAAAUGAAUCGUACACCACAGCGAUAUCCAGUUCCCUGAAAAUGGACUGCCAGAUGUUCUCCCUCAUUGCUGUGUCUUUAUAUUUUUUGUGUCCUUUUAUUGUACAGCUCCGGGUAUAUUGAUACUGCAAGAAUUAUUUUCUUCUGCCGUUGUUUACUAAAUGCGUGCAAGGGCAGCUGUUCCUCAUUGAUCACGACAAAAUCGCAAAAAUAGACACGAAUCCUAUUUGUUUUUGCAUCGCUUCAGUAUCGCCGUCACAUUUUUUUUUUUGUUUGUUUGUAUUUCAAAAAAGUAAAAAAAAAACUGCUUGAAUUAGUUGAAUAGGGGCUUCAUAUCUGCUUUUUUUAAGCUGUAUUCAUACUGGUCACACUGAAUUAAUAUUCUCCUUUAUUCGUGUUCAGUAAAAUGAGUAAUUGUAAGUUUACCCCAGGAGUUUUCCGACUAUCCCAGCUUGCUCUGAACAGGUGAUCCAGUGUCAUUUUUACUUCAUAAACAGUCUAGGAACUCUGAAAUCAUACUUUAGUACAGUAUCCCAGAUCUACAGUUUUUGACUUGUAAAAAUAUAUAACCCCCCACCCCCCCCACCCCCAAAUUUAAAAAAAAAAUAUAUAUAUAUAUAUAUAUAUAUAUAUAUAUAUCGUCAUUAAUCAAAUUGAUCUUGAUACUCCUGUCACAAGAAUCCAAAGCUAUUGAUUGAUAAACCCAGAUGUCUUCUGUUCUUUCUAAUGCUUCAUUUUUGUAAGGAUGGAUUGGUUAAGGUGGAAACUAACAACAUAGUGAGUGUAAUUGUAGUUAUAUAUACGAAGUAUGUCCUCUAAUGGGCUUGAGACUUUCAUUUCUCAUUACGGUUAGGGGUAUGCACUGAUUUGUGUUUCCUAGCGGUAUAUUGCAAUGAGAUCCUUUUAUGGUCCUAAGAAAUAGAACUGUGUUUGUUGGGUUUUCAUUAUUGUUUUUGUCCCAUAUCUGUUCAUUCCAUUCCAUUUCUCUUUUUCUUUUCCUAAAGACAAAGCUUCCAUGGUUUUGUAGUUGCACCCUCUAAAUUUCAUCCUUGUAAAAAAGAAAAAAAAAGACUUAACCUGUACUAAUUUUAUUUUCUGAAUUUUUAAACUGAGGUUGUAUAUUUUAAAACAAAUAAACUAUUUUAAACUUA